AUGUUUGCAUGGGUCAUCUUCCGUCCCGACCAAGCUGGCGCGUUGUGGAAAAGCGACAAGGGAAAGGAGAAACCAACGGACGGCCCGUUGUCCGACGUUCGUCAGAGGAACGCGGUGCUGUUUCGCGCCUGGAUCGUAUUCAGGUCCCUCCUCCCGGAGGACCUCCUCGGCGAUGAAGAAGGUCUUCAGCUCUGGCUCGAGUUUGGCACACAGAUCUUCCUUGCAUACCAGUGUCCCUCAAUUGUUCCCUCAUCUGACCCCGACGAGUCAUUGUCUGCACCAAAGCCGUUUCUUCAGCUCUUCGGCCACGCAGAUCUGACCGACAUGAAGCCGGGUACUAGAAAGCGGUGGCAGCAUCUGCUAAAGCGCCGUGACCAAGAGCUGCGGAAGGACGGCCCCAGUCGCUCUCGUGAACAGCACUUGUUCAGCGAGUUCCAGCAAACGAUGUUGCAAUUUGUCCACAAAGUGGUUCGUCUCUACCUCGACAGCGACAGCGAAGGUUCCCAAGCGGGUUCCGUACAGUCCCUGGACAAUGAUGUGGACAUGGUCGAGGAGGCUGAGCCUACGCACAGCUACUCUCGCGUGGGAGCGUCCUCUCCAGGCAACGCCAACGACCUGCCGCCAAACGCUUCUCGCGAGCCGAGCCCCAAUGCCGGCCAGGGCAACACUGAAAUCGACUUUGCCAUGUUCGAGGCGACGGAUAUGGAAAUUGACCUUGACAUGUUCAAGGCAGUGACCAUCGAGAUGCAGGCCGCAUUCAUUCCUGGGCCUACACAUCGCGCGCGCCUGUCUGAACCAGCACCAUCCACCCGUCCGCGUGCCAAUCCACAUCCGUCUACUCCACGAAAGCGACAAUCACGCCAGACAGACGGCGGCGGGGUGGUUGACGAGGCGUCUCAACCUUUCAAGCUCGGUUCACGUCCAACACCAAGCAGCUUCAACCACACUGCCCCCCACGCCGAACAGGUUAAUGGGGAUGGCCAGAGUCACCGGCGAUCGACAAGUGCUACGCCACGGCCUGGACAAGGCUCCCCGCUGCUGGAAGAGGACGACGAAGACGUUCUCCCGACCGAAUCUGUUCUGAACCCAGAGAGUGAUCUCUCUGCGGACGACGAGGACGAGGAAGACCAAGAUGAAGAUAUCCUGCCCCCAGAGUCUCAACUCCAUCCUUUCAGCGAUGUGGAGGAGGAAAUGGACGAUGACGAAGAUGAUGACGAUGACGACGAUGGGUUGCCUGGGCCCUCGCAACUCAACCCCGAAACGAUGGAAGACGCGUCCGAGGAGGACGAAGACGACACCCUGCUAGCUGCAGCUCGUGACGAAUCUUCGUCAGACGAUGAACACUCGAGUGACGGCGGUGACGAAGAUGAAGACGAUGGGGACGAUGUUCUCCCCUCCCUGGGACAGCUCGAACCUCAGAGUGACGAACAUGAUAGCGAAGAUGUGGACGGCACCCCUCGCGCAACUCGGACCCAACAAGAAGUUCCGAAUAACGGCGAUUUGCCACCGUUCGAGUCACAGUCUCACAGCUUCGACCACGGCCACGAUGAGGCCGAAAUUGAAAACUCAAGUGGCCAUGUCGACGAAGAGGAUGACGACUUGCUGCCCUCUGAAACGCAGCUCAACGGUGUUGAGCAGGAGGACGAUGAUGAGGACAUCCAGGACGAGGAACAUGACCACCAGGCCCCAACCACCGCGGCUGCGAAUGGCUUGGCUUCCCCUGUCCCAGCUCCCUCUCGUCCAACCAGCCAUCGCGCCCUCGUCAACCGUAGUACAAGACGUGAAGAAGAGAUUCGGUUCGCGACUCCGGACCCCGAGGAUAUUCUCGACGUUGAGAGGCAACCACAUUCUACGCCUCGCAGGUCUCGGGGCAUCACCAAUCGAACACCUCCGGGACCACGACGCGUGUCAGCUCAUAAAGCUACUCAGAAGAAGCGAACACCGACAAACCAGACACGUCAUGGGGUUCGGACCGAGUCGCCAGAUGUCCUGUUGCCGUAUGUCACGCAGCAGGACAUGGACGACCAAUACCAGCCGAACGAGUUGAGUGAGGAUGACAGCGCCAACAAUCACGAGCACGAGCAGGACGCUUCCGUCCGCGAUCCCACACCUGACCCAGACGACCGCCUCAUGGUCGACUUUGACCGUCAACCACUGGUUGAAGACCCGUGCUUCGUUAUUCCUCCAGAUUUCAUUGCUCCGCGGUCAGUGCUCCAUGGUCGUACUCGGGACAACAAGUCGGACUACGGCCGCCUGAGCGGCAAGCGGAAGUGGACCCAGUUUGAAGGCGACCUGCUGUACCGCUCUGUGCAAAAGGUUCCACUCAGCCAGGCCAACCCAUGCCGCGCCGUCGCGUACGUCCACGGUGAAUUUGGCUGGGAGACCAGGCGUCUCAGGCACUUCAAUGUCCAGCACAUGAAAGACAAGAUGCGGGUUAUCGUCGCCACUCGCGUGAAUGCCCAAGUGCCUGUGGUGGGCCGUGCCAGAGCCUACCUCCCUCCCAACCACCCCGACCGCAGAAAGUUUAAUCUGGAGAUGAGAAGGUGGCAGCUUGAUCAGGACGAGGAGAGGGAGCGCCUUCGCCAGGAGGAGGAGUUGCGGCUUGCCGAGGAGAGCCAGAAUGAUGAAGCCAGCUCGAACGAGGGCGACGACGAGCCUGAGUCCGACUACCCUGACAAGGAUCGUGGUAGCGGCGGUAACCCUCGCCCUGCCGGUCACGAUAACAGCGCUACCGAUAGCGACUCGGCAGACCAACAAACCCUUCGUCGCCUGGAUGGCAGCAGUGAUUCUGAAAGCGAUCGACCUGCCAGUCCGCCGCAACCUUUGACCUCACGACAACAAGCGCGCCGGCCGAUGACCUCGGCGCGUCGCCGCGGCCGCCAGCAUGAGGGCCAGGGCCCGGCGUCCCAGCGUCGCACUGCCAUUGACAUUGGAAUCGCGACGGCGGACGACUUUCCGACUGCCUUCACUCUCUCUCAGCAUCGUUCCGCAGUCGCACUUCCCGUUGUCCCUCUGCCAGCGCAAUCGCGUGGACCAAACCGCCCUCAAAGGCAGGUUGACGAGCCGGUGAACUCCGCGUCUCCUCCGCCUGGACGGCGCCUCAGGAAGGACGACCGCCCUGCCUCCAAUGCCUCGGCUGGUCCAUCUCGCCCCACUGGUGUGACACAGCUUCCUCCUCGCACAACCCGCGCAGCCUCUCGCCAGGCGCGUGCCCCUCCGUCACAGCAGGUGGAUGUCAUCCUGCCGCAGCGUGCGACCAGAAGCAAGGGCAAGGCGGCCUCAAUUCCUGCCGAAGAUCCUCCCGUGCGCGUUUCCGGAACGCAACGGAAGCGCAAGGCCAACGAGCAGCAUGUCGAAGAUCUUCCAGCUGCCACGCCGUCCAAGCGCCGGACACGUACCCAGGUCACGGAGAAGGAACCCACUCCGCCUGCUUCUGGCCGGACUGCUCGAGCGGCAAAAGUCAAGGCCAUGACGGCCCUUACCGCUCCCAUCGACGAGACACAAACACAGACGCAAACAUUGGAGCGGCACAUUCCGAAGGGGUACGAUCCUCGUGAUGAGGAAGACUUUGUCCCAUCACUCCACCCCCACGCCGCCGGACCCCGAACUCGGUCGCAACGUCGCCCCGUCGGCGACUCUGACGAGGAUGCACAGCAGGAAGACGAAGAGGAGGAGGCAGAGCAGGAGGCUGAGGAUCAUGAGGAUGAGGAUGAGGACGAGGAUGAGGACGAGGAUGAGGACGAGGACGAGGGCGUGGAUGACGAGGCGGUGGAGAGCAGACAAGCAGCAGUUGCAGAGGAGGAAGAGGAUGAACAGGCCGGAGCGGAAGGAGGAGAAGAGGACUACCAAGGUGACGCCGAGCUCGACGCGGCCGAGUCGCCGCCAGCCCCGUCCAAGACCAACAACAGGAGUACGCGCAAGAGUAACCGCGCCGUCACCACCCAAGCAAAUGACACCUCCACCGCCGAUCGCGAGCGUAUCCGCCGCCGCGUAAUGGGCGAGAAUAUGUAG
Apiotrichum porosum is the source of this 4011-nucleotide messenger RNA. RefSeq lists its product as uncharacterized. The transcript is spliced from 6 exons. Bases 1 to 4011 code for a protein of 1336 amino acids. The record is from RefSeq and is a predicted model, not a curated record. Lineage: Eukaryota; Fungi; Basidiomycota; Tremellomycetes; Trichosporonales; Trichosporonaceae.